This is a messenger RNA of Heterobilharzia americana, 1812 nucleotides long. The record is from the annotation of a GenBank genome assembly. NCBI's taxonomy places the organism in Eukaryota, Metazoa, Platyhelminthes, Trematoda, Strigeidida, Schistosomatidae.
AUGAUUCAAGGCCGAACGAUAGAGUCCACUCGAGAGGGAUUAUUAACUUCAAAGUUUGCUGUACAGUCUUCACAAGACGUAUAUAGAAUAAUGGGUAAACAUAAGGUCAAUAAACAAAAGAUUCUAAGUGUUGAUGAUGGUUUUAAAAAUUCUGCGUGUGCAACAGAAAACUUACUUGAGCCUCUUAGAUCUAAGGUUCAUAAGCAACAGAAUGACCCUACAUCUAUUAACCAUACUGAUCAUAAUCAAUCUACAGACAAAAUGAAUGUUCUAAACCAUUCCGAUAAAAACCAAAAACGUAAACGAAAGCAUAGUUCCUUGUAUGAUGCUCAAAAUGAAGAUACUUUAGGUGAUCAGGAUAUAUUUCAAAACAUAAAUGUGUUUGAAUCUCAAGUUGAUAAGACAGUUAUCUCAAAAAAGCUGCCGAAAAGUAAAAAGCGUAAAAAACAGCACAGUUCUCAGCUCAAUGUUUCAAAUGAAUCCACUUCUACAGAAAGUAAUAGAAUUGAAUUGAUAGAUGAUACAGAAAUCAAACUUAAAAGCGGAAAGUUGAAACGAAAGCAUAGUUCUGUAAAAAAUGGUGAGGAUGAAAACUCUUUUAAGGAUCACAAUGCUUCCAAUGAAUCCAGUGAAGUUAAUUGUGAAGUAGAAGUUGUACCGAAAAGUAAAAAACGAAAACAUAAUUCUCUAUUGAGAAAUAAAAACCCAGAUGUUACUUUAACCGAGACAGUAACCAAUGAAUGUAGCAAAAAUAAGGCGCAAGACAAUCUAGCACUCUCACACAAUUAUUCAAAACUCAGAAAGUUCAAACAACAUGAUGUACCAAAGACUGAUAUGCGAAAAUGGUAUCAUGAUGAGGAAAUUCCUGUUGAUGAGGAAUAUUUUACUAGUGAUGAAAGCGCGAAUGAAAUGGAUGCUUCCAAGAGUAGAAGCUUGCAACGCAGUCAUAGGCGAGCUUCCAAUGAGCAGUUGAUGAGAACACUAUUUAUCGGCAAUUUACCGCCUAACAUUACUAAGAAGAGAAUAGAGAAGUUGUUUAAUAAUGUUCUGAAGAAUGAUAAGGUUGUAUCGUCAAAUUGUCGUGUUGAAUCUGUACGAUUUCGUGGUGCUAUCCCAAUUACUGGUGGUACCAGUAAACUAGCACGAAAACGUGCGGCUAUUAAAGGCGAAUUUUCAGGUGUAUCAACAUUUCGUAUGGGUUAUGUGGUAUUGACAUCAAAAGUUGGUGUACAAGUUGCACUUUCUCUCAAUGGAUACUGUUUAAACUCGGAUGGUUUUAUUAUUAAUCCUGAGGAAUCAAAUAAACUAAUUGAUAGUGAUACUGUCAAUUCUGUCAAUAACAAUUGUAUAUAUCAUAUUCGAGUUGAUCGAGUUACAGAGAAUAAAACAAAACAAAAACUUGAUGAUUGUGUUUUUCUAGGAAAUCUUCCAUUUGAUUGUACAGAAGAGGAGAUUCAUAAUGUUCUGUCUUCAUUGGGUACCUUAUCCAAUGUACGAUUAGUACGUGAUAGUCAAACUGGUGCAGUACGUGGAUUUGGUUAUGCAACAUUUACUGAUCCGUCUAUUAUACCAUUAGCUAUACGUGCAUCGAAUACACUGUCUGUACGUGGAAGACAGAUUAGGAUUUGUGAAUGGAAAAUGAAGAAAUCAAAGAAAAACAACAAAAACAAACAUUUUUAUCAAUUGAAUUCUACUGAUAAAAAGAUGAUUAAUACUCACCCAAAAAAGAAUAUGAAGAAUAAAAGUGGAGAGAAAAAAACGGAUAAGAAAAAACAGGGAAAAUCUCUAAUGAAAAAUAAGACUAAAAAAUAA